UUGUCGUGGUUAGAACAGCACGUGGUUGAAGCACGUGGGUUAAGAUGGCUGCAAUAACAAGAUCAAGCUUUAGUUCUUUAGGAGGCCUGUUUUGUAAACUAUCGUUGAGACAGUCGCUCAAGAAUACAAGAAUAGCAGUCUGUCAAUAUACUUCUGAUUCAAAAGAAACAGAAUCUUUGACAAAAGUCACAGAAGAAAAUGGAAUUCGAACUAUUUGUCUUAACAACCCCAAAAAGAGGAAUGCAUUAUCGUUGAAGAUGUUAGAAACACUGUGGCAAGAUUUAUCCAAAAAGAGUAAAGAUUUAAGAGUAAUCAUAUUAACAGCUAAUGGACCUGUAUUUUCGUCAGGUCAUGACCUAAAAGAACUGACAGCUAAAGAAGGCCGACAUUAUCAUGAGAAAGUCUUUGCUUCAUGUACUUAUGUGAUGUCAUUACUUCAGGAAAUGACUGUUCCUGUUAUUGCUGAAGUUUAUGGUUUAGCUACAGCUGCAGGUUGUCAGUUAGUAGCUAGUUGUGAUAUUGCAGUUGCUUCAGAUAAAGCUCAGUUUGCUACUCCUGGUGUGAAUGUUGGUUUAUUUUGUUCUACCCCAGGAGUAGCACUAGGCAGAUCUGUACCAAGGAAAAUCGCCAUGGAGAUGUUAUUUACGGGUAAACCUAUCUCAGCGCAAGAUGCUUUAUUACAUGGUUUAGUGAGUAAAGUUUUACCAGAAGAUCAAGUUCAUGAAGAGACAAUGAAGAUUGCCAAAAAGAUAUGUGAAACAAGUAAAAGUGUGGUGGCGCUUGGUAAAACAAGUUUUCAUGAACAGAUGAAACUUGAAAGACGAGAAGCCUACAGAUUAACAGAGGCUAUCAUGGCUAAUAACUUACAACUGAUAGAUGGUCAGGAAGGAAUACAAUCAUUUAUAGAAAAACGUACACCAACCUGGACUCAUACAAUGAAAACUAUACCAGCACCGCCGGUAUCAAAAAAAGAGGACUUAGAUGAUUAACAUAUGUGUGUAGAAAACUUGAUUGAUUAUAGUCCAAUCUGAUUAAAACACAGAUCCUAUUUCGUUUCGUUUUUUAUAGUUCAAAAUUUUGUUUUAUUUGUCUGUACUACACUAGGAUCUGGAAGAGUUGUUUAAUAACCUGCGUUCUGGAUGGCAUGAGGGAUUAGCCAAUGAAACCAUCUGUUACAGCAAGUUCUUCACAUGUGAUGCACGGAACUGUGGGUAAACCACUAGAAAUGUCAACACUGAUAGAUUAAUCCAUGUCUGAUGUCAUAGGGUCAAAGGCCGUUCAUACAAACUCUGACGCGACCUUUGAGUACAACUUGUCAGAUCUUCAUGUAGUGUAGGCCAUCGAAAGUAUAAAAAAAAACGAAACGAAAUAUUAGUUAUAGUGAGGGGUCUAAACUAAAGCCAGUUGUGUUGAUUAUGUGAACUCUAAUUAUUAUUAAACUCUAAAUUGAGCCAAUCUGUGUGAAUCGUGUGAACUCCAAUUACUAUGGUGCUAUAAUAAAGCCAAAACAAAUCAGUUAUUAGUUCUUUGUAGAUAUUAGCCACUUUAUAGGUCUUGUGAACCAUGAAGGGAUGGAUCCGGGAAUAUUUGCAGGAGGGGGUUUGCCAGGUUCCUGUUAAAGAAAUUUGACAGUUUACAAUGCAUGAUGCCAUCAUCGUCUUCAACUUUAAUAGUGGGAGGACUUGUAGAAAUCCCACGAGGUUUUCCCACGCACAUGUUAAACCACUAGACCACCCCCCAAAUUUAAAUAGGUUUGGCCUAAAUAGAGGCAAUUAUUGAAGAACAACAAGGUGUUUUGAACUCUUUUGAAACUUUUAAACCUGGCCAGCAGUCUGCACACUGAGAUGGGUGAUAGAUGAUUAGUCAGUGACUAUUGAAAUCAGUUAGUUACCAGAGCUUGUAUCUAAUGGUAACGGUUAUAAUUUUGCCAAUGCUGAGGUUCCAUAAUCUGAUAUAAUAUUGUGUUUAAAGAGAGGUUUCGGCAACGAGAUCUGUCUGUGAAAUUGUGUUACGAGACCGAGCUCUGUGAGACUGCCUCUUGAAUCUGUAGGUAAAUAUCAUAUAUUUGUAAAUUAUAAAACAAUAGUACGAGAAAAGGGGAGGGGGAAUGGCAACACUCCCUUAAAAGAGUAGCAGAGGCUGGACAGGACGGUAGAUCUGUGUAGCUGCUGGAUCAAAUAAUGAUCCUGGCAGAGACAGUAUACAUAAAUAUAGAAAUCCUAGUCUGUAGAGAAUAUUAAUUAGUGUAUGAAUAAUGGAAUGAUUUGUAAAUAAUGUAUAUUAAUAUAGAGUGUGUAUUAUAUAUAAAUAGUCAAUAUAAACUGUGAUCAAACCUUC
Patella vulgata (common limpet) is the source of this 2337-nucleotide messenger RNA. RefSeq names its product enoyl-CoA hydratase domain-containing protein 3, mitochondrial. Gene Ontology annotation, cellular component: mitochondrion. Lineage: Eukaryota; Metazoa; Mollusca; Gastropoda; Patellidae. The record is from RefSeq and is a predicted model, not a curated record. The coding region runs from base 45 to 989 and encodes 314 amino acids. The transcript is spliced from 10 exons. Gene Ontology annotation, molecular function: hydro-lyase activity.